CGCCAAACUCGCUCUCUCCGAGUUUGCUACAACAACAAUUGCACGCAGUUUGCCAAACAAAAUUUCUGCAUAAUUACACCAACCUUAAACAUGACAGAGGGAGCAAUUAAAUUUGUUCAAUUUAUUGAAAAGAAUCCUUGCAUAUACAACACUUUGCAGUAAUAUUCCAGAAAGGACAUAACUGAAAAAGCUUGGGCAGCAAUAGCCCUGGAAAUGAACUGGUCAGUGGCUGAUUGCAAGGAAAAGUGGAAAAACAUGCGAAACGGUUUUGUUAGGAGUUUGAAACCAUCUCCAAGUGGCUCUUCUUCUAAAGCAAAGAAACCAUACUACUUGCACGACAUAAUGAGCUUUGUGUUGCCAUAUGUGAAACCUGUGCAACAUUUAGAGACCACCUGUAAUUUUAUAUUGCCAGAUUCUGAUGUCCAUCACUAUGACGAUGUGGAGUGCACCGAAAAUGAUGAAUUCCAUUGCGAUGAAAUGCCGCAAACCUCCAAGCAUUCACAAAAUACCCCGUCCAGUGUGGAAAAAAAGAAAAGGAAGAAAGUGGAAGAAAAGGAUGAGGUUGACGUCGCGAUGCUGAACUAUCUGCAAGAAAAAAACCUAAGAAAGACGGCCGAUAAUUCACGUAAAAUGUUCCUUUUGAGCUUGCUGCCGGAAGUAACGAGUCUUUCAGAUAAGCGUUUAAGACAGUUUAAAAUCCGUACAUUGCUCUUACUGGAGGAAUUGAUGUCUGCUCAGGAGCAAGAAGCUGCGAAUCAGCAAUUUGUUCCACGUGGAACAAUUCAAGUGAAUACGCCAGCUCCUUCGCCCAUUGAUCCAUUGUAUUUCUAGUACAACUUUUUAGCGGCUAUAAACGGCAUAAGCGGCAUUAAACGUGCAUCCAGUAGCUAGAUACCUGAAAGAAAAAAGCUACUUUGUUUAUAAACAAUAAUUUUUUCACCGUGGCUUAUUGUAAGGAGAUAUAAAACCAUCUCCAAUGGACUCUUCAGCGAAAGCAAAAAGCCUGUGACACAUACAGGCUGCAGAAGACGUGAGAAGUCUGGGCUCAAUGUGGUCGAGUUUAAGUUCCCGUGUUGUUGACCAUAUACAAACGUAGCUGCAUGAAAAAUAUCGUACGCGUCUAUGACGAUACGCUUUAUGUGCAGUGUACCUUAAGAUGUGCGGUCAUCUUCGUUUUGGUCAUUGUCCAUACUUAUACACUUAAAUUAUUAAAAUCCUUACUAAUAUUAUAAAUCCGAAAGUGAGUUUGUGUAUUUGUUACGCUUUAACUGCUCAAUCGAUUCCCAUUAAACUUUGUACACUGGUGCCAUUUAGACCAACUUAAAAUAUAGGAUAGAUUUACUGCGUUAUACUGAGUUUCGC
Rhagoletis pomonella (apple maggot) is the source of this 1362-nucleotide messenger RNA. RefSeq lists its product as uncharacterized. The record is from RefSeq and is a predicted model, not a curated record. NCBI's taxonomy places the organism in Eukaryota, Metazoa, Arthropoda, Insecta, Diptera, Tephritidae. Gene Ontology annotation, molecular function: DNA binding. Bases 214 to 831 code for a protein of 205 amino acids. The transcript has 4 exons.